AUGUAUAUUCCGAGUGUAUCCCCAUGGCUCGUAGUACGAGGGGAAAACUCCCAGGUGACACCCUCUCACAAACUCGUCAUAGUCCAAAGGCAGCACAGGGUUACUCGAGUUGAGAAACUCUGGGUGGAAAAUGAUCUUCACCUUGUCUUGGCUGGUGUUGAACAAUUGGCACGAACGGAUCUGGUUCAAGAUCGGAUCGUUGGCAUCAUCCACCAUGUUGUGGGUCACAAUUGGCGGCAGAGAGUCUCUCUUCAACGCAAACAUCCGUCUUUUCAGGUUGACUCUAUCGGCAGGACGAAGAAGGUCAUCCAAAGAUGGCAGCUCGAUCUGAGCAGAGUUCUGGGUAUUAUUUGGCUUUUGACAGAACUCAAACAGCCGUUUGCCCAUGAGACCUUGCACGUCCUUGAUGGUGCUUUCGAGCUGCUUGAUGACUGCCUGACCACGCAAAGUAUCGACAGUGUACGACUUGGUGGCAGCUGGCAUAAUGAUGAAAGCAACCACAUUCAUGUCCGAGUUGACGGACUUGAGUUUGUGGUUCAGCCGGGCAAGGGCUUCGAUGAAAAAGUCAACACCUUUGUUUCUGUACUCAUAUCUUCCCGCAAUGAAAAAAUAAAGGGUGUUUUCCAGCUUGAAAUUGAGCUGUCCGUAGAAAUGGCCACGAACAAACUCGUUGAUUUUCUCCUUCUUCUCGGCAUGCAGGUUUUGGAACUCGUGAACAGCCUGGAACUUGACCACGUUCAGUCCGUUCGGAAGAACUCCAUCUGGCUUCCGUUUCAGCAAGUGCUCACUUUCGUAUGCGGUAAUGUGGGAAACAGUGGUGAAGACGUCUGCAGAGUGCGCAGCCGCCCUUUCAAUGCAGUACCGAUGAUAGAUGCCUCUUUUUCCAGCCUCGUAGUCGACGUCGAACUUAUCCAGGUUGUUGUAAAAGUCCACACUUCCCGCACAGAGGUAUCUUCCCAGCAAAGUUGCAUGGGUCGUGAAGAUGGUUGUGCAAUCGAUUUUCCGCUGUCUACAGAGCGGAAUGGCCACGCCAGCAAGCCACUCAUGGGCAUGCAAGACGAUUGCCUUUUGUGUCUCAUGGCAACAAAGUUCUCCAAGGAACCAGGCAGUGAGAUACCCCAGCAUGACUGCAUCGUUGGUUUCGAUAUCUCCUUCAGGAGACGGGAUUCCGGCAAGCCCCCACAGGUCGGUUUUCCAUUCGUUCAGAUACGGAACAGCAGAGCCAAUAUCAAACAAAAUAACUCUGGGUGCCCCCUCAAUUAG
Molecule: messenger RNA, 1263 nt
Organism: Ogataea philodendri
Lineage: Eukaryota; Fungi; Ascomycota; Pichiomycetes; Pichiales; Pichiaceae
Exons: 2
Coding region: 1-1263 (420 amino acids)
Source: RefSeq, a predicted model, not a curated record